AUGCGUAAAUUUCUCUUUGGAAAUGUCGGACAAAAGACACCACAGUCGACACCAUCAACCCCAACAAAGAAAAUACCGAAGAAAUAUAAAGAUGAAAAACAAAAAGAUGAACUUCAAGAACUGAAAGACUGUCUCCAGUCGAAAAAUGUGAACGACCAAAAAGAAGCAAUGAAAAAAAUAGUCUUAGCAACUGCAGAAGGAAAGGAAUGCGGAUUUAUGUAUAUGGACGUUUUAAAGAUCAUUGGAACUCCUGACAUUUCUUUGAAGCAAUUGAUUUAUUUAUAUAUAGCUACGUACGCAUCAGUCGAUGAACAAGAAGCAAUUCUCACCGUCAAUUCUCUUAUCAUCGACUCGACUAACCACGACCCACACGUUAAAGGACUUGCAUUUCGGACUAUGGGGAAUAUCAAACUGAAAACAACAGCAGAGUACUUUGUCCAGCCUUUGAUUAAAGGGUUAAAAGACAGUGACUCAUAUGUAAAGCGAUGCGCCAUUUUAAGUCUUCUUAAAAUACUUCAAAUACCCAAUGUUACAGUUGACUUCAAGGCAAUUGGGAACUCCAUAUUAAAUGAAUUAGAAGACGGUGAUAGUGUAGUGGUUGCCGCAAUACUUUCUGUUGCCUCUGAAAUUCCAGCUUUAUCAAGAAUGGUCCAAACAGAACAAGUAGCUACUAAGGUUGUUCAUUUACUUGAAGGAAGUAAUGACUGGGAUCAAUCAGUGUUUUUAAAAUAUUUCAAUGAGUACAAACCACACUCUAAAAGAGAAGCGGAGAUGAUUGUUCAAACUGUAUUUGAUAAGUGUUCUGUUGUGAACGAAGGGAUAGUCAUUGACACUCUUAAACUUGUUCUUCGAUUCAAAGAUUUUUUGGACCCACAAACACUCGAAGAAGACUACGUCAUUCUUGCAAAUAUUAUUUUGAAAGUAAAUGCAAAAUUAACGAGUCAAAAACAACAUGAAAUGCUUUAUAUCCUUUACAGAAACAUCAAGCACUUUAUUACGUUAAAAAAGGAACUUUUCUCGUCACAAAUCAGUUGUUUCUAUAUCAUGUACGAAGACCCAAUUUUCUUGAGAACAGAAAAAAUCGAAAUUCUAUUAUUGUUAGUAGAAGAGUCGACAGUGAAAGACCUUCUUGAUGAGUUAAGUGAGUCAGCGACAGCGUCUUUGGAUUUUGCACCACGGUUGUUAUUAACUAUUUCGACAUUAGUCACAAAGUUUCCGUCGUUGGGGAACAAGUGUGUCUCUGUGAUAGUCAAAAUAUCAAGAGAAGUCCCAAUGCUGAGUGAAAGUUGCUUAGUUUCUCUGUGUGAGAUAUUACUCACUACUAAUGGAAAAUACAUGAAAGCCCUUCCCUGUGUUUUGGAGAACAUUCAGGAAAUGGGAAGUGCUGAUGCAAAAGUCGCUUUACUGACUUUGUGUGGCGAGUUCCCAAACAGCAUCGAGAACCCUCGGGAAGUCUUGUUAGACUUUAUCGAACAUUACCAAGAAGAGAGUUUGGAAGUCAGACUUUCGCUUAUGAUUGCGACAGCAAAAGUGUACCAAGCAUUACCUUUCACUGAGACGACUCGAAAGGUUUUGGAGUGUGCGAUGAAGUCGAACGAAUAUGUUGAGAGAGAGCUUGCCGUCUCUUUGUGGCGUAAGUUAGCGAAGAGUGAGAAAAUAGUCCAUAUCAACAGUCUAGGCGUUGUCAGAGGAAAUGGUAACAAAGACUUUUUGUAUCACAUUGGUGAGGUUUCAACCGUCCUUGAGAUCUCUCCAAGCAAGAUGCAUCGAUAUAUCGACAAGCCCAAAAGAGUUACUGAAAUCAGUUUGGAUUCCGAGAAGCAAAAUGAUGUUGAUAACAAAAACAUAGAAUUAUUCAAAAAGCUCAAAGACAAGUUGAAAACGCAAAGAGGGUUAUAUGGGCCAGAAGAAACGGAUGAGAACAAAUUAAUGAGUGUUGGGAACAACCCCAACGAUUUUGUGGGAUCUGGAUUUUUAUUCAAAAAAGACGGUGUUUUGUAUCUCCGCGUUGGUCUCAAAAACAUUUCAAAAAGUUGUAUUUCGGGACUUUUUAUUCAAUUUGAUUCAAACAGUUUUGGAGCGACAUGUGGCAAUUUUGAAGACACGAGUUUUGAAAAUGGCGAGGUGAUCAAAAAUGAUAUUCCAAUCAGUUUUGAUGAGACAAAAGUUAAAAAGGGACCUUUAGAUAACUCCAUCCGAAUUGGGAUCGCACACAAAGACAGAAGAGUCUCAUUCUACACACUAAAGGUUCCAAUCUACUUCAUGAUGAAAAAAGUCGAGAGCAUCGAGCCACGACAAUCAGCGGAACUCUUCCACAAAAUGCCAUUUGAAAAGACUCUGAAUCUCAAACUAUUCCAAGUGGUUUCCACGAAUGUGAAAACGCUCUUAACAGACACUAUAGGCUUCCAAGUUGUUGCUGAAAAGGUUGAAGAGCAAAACGCAAAAGUGAUAGUUCGGAUGGUUGUGAAUCCGACAUAUAACAUCAUUGGAGAAAUUAAUGUACUUGGCGAGAGUAAUGCGGUGAACAUACACUUGAAGUCGGAGAACGAAACAUUACUUGACGCCUUUUGCACGUCUUUACAGACUCUCUUCUAA
Entamoeba invadens IP1 is the source of this 2595-nucleotide messenger RNA. RefSeq names its product AP-1 complex subunit beta-1, putative. NCBI's taxonomy places the organism in Eukaryota, Evosea, Mastigamoebida, Endamoebidae. Bases 1 to 2595 code for a protein of 864 amino acids. The record is from RefSeq and is a predicted model, not a curated record. Gene Ontology annotation, biological process: intracellular protein transport; vesicle-mediated transport. The transcript has a single exon. Gene Ontology annotation, cellular component: membrane coat.